GCAGGUGCAGGGAGGGGGGCAGCACAGAAUUAUACCAACCAACCUGCAAACAUGUCCAUUACAUCGUUAGAUAGUACAUCCGGGUAACAGCUGGAACUCGCUACAUCAGCAUGCGUUGACUUGCUGUAAUAUAAUCUCCCUCAUAGUGUCAGAAAUCUUAACUGCUGUUGCCUCGCCAACCAACCACCGGCUUAAAUUACUGUCAUCUUACAACUGCCUUUAAAAAAAAAAGCCACGCCCUUGUAUAGUCGCACAGGAUUUAAAGAUUUGGCAUUAAUCAGUAACUUUUAGUGAAACGGUAAUCGAUUAUGCAUUUGGCAACUUUACGAGAUGUGUGAUCUUCUCGUUCAGCUCGAAGAUGAACUGGGACAAUCAGCUGAGCUCCAUCCUCUCAGUAGCAGAUGGCAGCGUCGCGAAGAUGCGGGAAAGACUGACUUCACAUGGGAAAUUCUCCAAAGGAAGUGAAGAUUUGUUUCCAGUAAGGGAGAGGGUUCUUGAUUCGCAUUUGGACCCUCCAGCUUUUCCCCCUCGAGUCCCCCAUAACCGGCAGCCUUCCUCAUCUCUCAGCCCCAGAGUGCAGUGGGCAGACCUGGCUUCUAUCCAGUCACAACUCCAGAUACAGAGCCAGGCAAUCGAGUCACUCACACAGAAACUCCAUGAUAUGGAAAGGGAGAAAAAAUCUCAGCAAUGUCUCAUUCAGACUCUACAAGAUGAGAUUUACCAGCUGCGUGAGGAGUUUAUAGACAGGGAGAGAAAGAGGGAGGACCUGGUUAUUAGGGCUCAAAGUCCAGGAGUGGAGAGAAGGAUGGAGCAGUGGAGAAAAGAAGUUGGCCGUGAACUGAGCAGCCUGCGGGGACACAUCACCCAAGUCACAUCUCAUGGCAGCCUGGAAGAGAGUUUCAGCUCGAAACUCCGGCGGGAGGAGCUAGGAAACCUGAGGAGAGAGUUGGACCAACUGAAAACACGGCUAAGGAGACAAGAGGAGGACAUCUUCCUCCAGCAGACAGAGUCCAGGGAGACCAGAAGACAGUAUGAACGCAGUUGUAAGACACUGGAGGAUCUGACAGACAGCUACAGGACUCACAGCACUGACCUGAUUAAAACCAUCUCCCAGUAUUCUCACACUCAGCAAGAAGUCCGUCAGAUCAGGACCACCAUGUCAGAGCUGAAGGAUGAGGUGAGGAGUCUCAUUCUUAGAGGACACGAACCAGCACAUAUACUGUCACCGCACACACUGGAGGCCUCAGCCCUUCCAGCCCCUCAAAUCCAGAGGAGAGGCGUCAGAACUGAAGAGGCAGGCUCUGACUCUGAAGAUUUUAGCCCAACCCUAAGCCUCGCUGAGAUCAGCUCCGAUGACCUGUCAUGGUUGGAGGACAAAAACCCCGCUAUUCAAGAGAGAGGAAGACAUCUGAGCGUUCAGUCCAGACCAAGUAGUUUUGCCGGUCCAGCAUCAGAUCUGGAAGAUGAUGAUGACAACGACUCUGACGAUCUUCUGGAUGACCGUUUGAACCCAGAGUCAGGAUCAGAAUUAAGUCUUGAUGACCUCUGAUUUCUACACACACAGCAACUCCUUGUGAAGAAAGCAAGCAAGACCUGCUUCAGUGUGGGAUGACAGACACCGCAGCCUUUUUUUAAACAGCAAGUCGGAACUGCCUCCACAUGCACGGGCUGAUUGGACUGUGAGAGCAGAUUGAAGAGGAGAGCAGCUGUUUAAAGAGUUCUUUGUGGAAGCUUCUUACUCUCAUUUCAUGGUGCCGGGCUUAGUACCGGCAAAGGUGCAUUAAGUCUCUGUGUAAGCUGCCCCAGAGCAUAUAUAAUGUUUUAAUCGCUGCCGCACCCUCUGCCUGCCCGUCAGAUCCUUACAGAGUUCCAGCCAGGAACACUGUGAUUGCUGAGCCACAGUGUUUGAUUUUGGGAAAGACGAAAGUAAAACCACGCUUGCACCAAUUAAAGGUUGUUGGAGUUUGGUAAAACUUUGAUGUGGUUGAGAAAUGGGCAGGACUUCACUGGUGGCCACAGCGGCAUCCAUAAAGACGCAAAACAAUGCCCCGGCUUUGCUUCCCUCGUGUUUAAGAAGACCCCAGGUUGGUACGUUCUAAUUGAACGCCUCCUCUAAAACACAGCAGAUUAACAAUAUGUAUACGUAGUGAAAUCUCAGAGUAACUCUUAGCCUUAAAGGUCCUUGGACCACUUUCCUCAGUGGUGCAGAAUAAUGGAUGUUUAAUAGCUGCUUCACCAUCCCAUGAAGCACUCUUCAGUCCAUAAGGAAUCUGAUGAGGUAGAAUGUUUGGCCCCCGUCAAUGUAGCAGAAGCGAAGGCAAAAUGGAAUCGAAAACUUUCAACGUUAUCAAGGCCCUAAUGGCUCCUCAUCCACUUCUACCUCCACACCAGACAGUUGAGAGUCCUUGAAUUGUUUGAUGACACAGUGAGCCAGGUUAUGUCUUUUGCUCUUUCAAAUAUUUUUGCCUCAGAACAGAUCUGUCAGACACACUGAGUGCAGAGCCACAGGACGCUGACAGGCGGCCAGGCGCUCAGUGUGUCUGUGUGGUGAAGCUUGUUUUCUUAUUCGUCUGUAGAAAACUAAAUGUCAUCCUACUCAAGCCUAUCAAGCUCUACUCUCCUUGCCGAGGCUCGGCUUAGUCGGCAUUACAAAUGAAGUCCUAACAGAAAGAUGUGUUUGCGCGUGUGUCUACAUACAUAUGAAAAACCUUUUGCUGCCACUUCAUGGCAUCUGCCAACUAUUGUGCAAAGCUGUUUAUCAAUGUGUUCACUGAGCAGUUAUGUGGGUGUUUUGUAUAGCAAAAUAAAAGAAAAGGCAGAUGGAGAUUUCAAAAUAACUUUAAUCAUAAAUCACCAACAUCACACAUGGCAGCAAUACCUCACAGGGAAUUCAAUGUUCUUUUUAAGAAAUGGACAACACGGGCCUGUACACAUUUAUUAUAUUCAAACGGUACAGUAAGAAAAAGAUCAACGCACAAAUAAUUGGCUGUGGCCCUCAUGGUGCUUAGAUUGUGGCUUUCUCUAAUGUCCAGGACAAUGCUAACAUUGUCUCAAAGGGCAGGUGGAAAACUUGGCUGAAACUGUUAUUGUGUAAAGGAGUGCCUCCUGGUGAACAUGCUCCAGGCUUUGAAGCACUGACAAGUCAGCGCAGCAUCCUGUCCUUUAGUGUGUAACACAAUGGGACCGAAAAAGUUCUGGGAAUGACUGAUAAAUCCUGAAGUUUGCUCAUGUCACAUAUUUACAGUGAAUACAAAAUUCAAUAAGAGCUAUAAGGCACUCUCUCCUGUACUGAGGCCUGCAGGACAGAAAAAAACUGGGAGAAAAAUACACCUAAGUUAAGUCUAAAGGCAGUGAAACCAAAUAAAAACAUUUAAAUAUUCAGCCAUGCCCCAAUUACGUCAUACAGAUGCAAUGAACAGACUCACACACAUUCACACCUCCAAACACACACAUUUCUGCUGCUUAUGUACACAAACAAAAUUUAUAUUUUUCUGCUUACAAAACAAAAACAUACUUUUCCUUUCUUUUUUUUUCUUCCUCCUGAAAAAUGUAAAGUGCAACCUUGUUAACACUAUGUUUGCUUUUUGUAUUUUCUCACACCACUUAGUCAGACUCUCUGGCCUUUGUGUCCGCCUGACUUGAACUGAUGAAGGGAAAUAAGACCAGUGCCACUUCAGGUGAGAGCCGGGCAUGAGGAGCUCUGACAAUUGGAGACAGCUCAUGGCAUCUCCUGCUUAUGCCAACUGUCAUCGUCCCCGGUAAACUGACAUAUGACAUGCAACCUGAAACGAUGGGCUGAACAAUAAUAAGUGUGCAUGGCUGAACAGGAGCCCAAUUGGUCAUAACGCACACCAAAAUAGAUUUUCCUUUUUUCUUCUUUUUUUCCCCAAAUGGGAUUAAUCAUGGGUGUUGUCCACUGUGGUUUCAAUGAUGUCUUCUCCCAGUGUAUGUGCCAAAUAUUGUGGUGGAAUCCAGGAAUGCGCAUUCACCUACCCAGGCUUCUUUCGGUUUGGUACAGAUUAAGGAGAAGAGAUGAGGUUAAACAAACACGCCAGCCUGAGUCCGGAUUGAAGGAGGGUGUUUUGGCACAAAGAGUUCAGUGGGGCCUCCAUCAGUAGCUGUACAUGGACAGAGGUGUGUCUUCCAUCAUGUCAUCCUGGGUAGGUCCUGGAGCCUGCGGAACUCCGGUCUAGUGUCUCUUCGGCGCAGCUUGAGGAAGAGGAGCAGAGUGAUGAUGACGGCGGUGAUGAUGAAGGCCGACACCAAGCCAGCCAGGAGGGGGUCUAAUGGGGGAGAGUCCCGGGCCUGCGCUGUGUCACCCCCCACGUUCAGCUGGGAGGGGCUGUCGGCGUGCGUUUUGGCCUGGGCCGAGGUGCCCAUCGUAGUGGACUUCAGCCGGGCUUCAGUGGAACUCUGGUGUUGUCGGCUAGACGUAGAAGUGUGUAUCGGUGGGUUAGAACCGGGGGUGCUCUGAGAUGAGCUGGCGCUGGACGUGGAACUGGGCUGAGUGCUGGCGGGCGUGGGGGAGGUUUGGGGCGUUUGUGGUUCAGGUGCUGGGGCAGAUGUAGAGGCUGUUGUUGUGGGUUGAGAGGGCGAAACAGAAGCAGCUGCUGUGGAUGCGUGCGUGCUUGACGUGUUGCUGGCAUUCGUAAAAGGAGUUGUGGUGGGUGUUAUAUGUGCAGGGAGGGUGGGAGCCACCUGAGUGAUGCUGGCAUUGGUAGGGGGAGGGGAGGCAGGAGAGGUGGGGGAGUGGCUCUCAGGGAGAACCUCUGGAGGUUGGGAUUCUUGAUCUGUUGAGUUCCCGUCCUUGCCUGAAAGACCAGUUUCAGGAACUACAUCAGCAGGUGCCUGUGAAGGCAUGGUUUUAUUUUCUGUGACUGUGUUGAGGCUGAGGCUUAAGGUGCCGUUGGAAGUGAGGCUUGCGUCAGGGCCUUUCUGUGCAUCACUGGCUGCGUCUGGAUCCGAACCGGGGGCUGAAGCUUCAGCUGGAGGGAGAGCACUUGGUGACGCUGGAGGGUUGGUUUUGCGGUCCUCUUCUGUGAACGGCGGAUGCCAAGUUGAGGAGCAGGAGCGCACAAAGGGCAAUCGGCAGUUUGUUCUCCAUCAUCCGUCUCCUUUUGCUACACAGGAAGAGAAUGAUCAAACGAGCGACGUUUCCUCUCCACAGACUCUCUCUGGUCGUUCCGCGUUGCCCUGCCUGCCUGGCUGUCCGGUUGCAGACUGUCAGCGAUCCGCGUAAAGAUCCUCUGGCACGGCUCAACACCCACUGCCGGGACGCAGGGGGGGUGGGGGGGGGGGCUGUGUCCGCGUGUGCGUGGCUGGCCGGGCUGGAGGAGGAGUGAGUGCGCUGCUCGCAGGGCUCUCUGGCUCCCACCAGAAGCAGUGCCACGUGUUCCUCGUUCAAAAUAGUCAAUGCGCCUGACUCCCGUGCCGUGACGCGUGUUCGGGAGAAAGACUGACACCUACCCACACAGGACAGAAAAGGCGCGGGGAUCAGUAGGCUACGCUGCGUGCGUCACAGCGAACGGACAAAAAUCCACAUCCACGGAGAUCAUGUUGACCUUUAUGAGGGUCCUACAGUCUGAGACGUGU
Molecule: messenger RNA, 5592 nt
Organism: Menidia menidia (Atlantic silverside)
Lineage: Eukaryota; Metazoa; Chordata; Actinopteri; Atheriniformes; Atherinopsidae
Source: the annotation of a GenBank genome assembly